Molecule: messenger RNA, 3668 nt
Organism: Cuculus canorus (common cuckoo)
Lineage: Eukaryota; Metazoa; Chordata; Aves; Cuculiformes; Cuculidae
Gene: EDAR
Product: ectodysplasin A receptor
Exons: 12
Coding region: 12-1409 (465 amino acids)
Biological process (GO): positive regulation of canonical NF-kappaB signal transduction; positive regulation of JNK cascade
Cellular component (GO): plasma membrane
Molecular function (GO): signaling receptor activity
Source: RefSeq, a predicted model, not a curated record
CCGUCAUUAAGAUGGGAAUGCACGAAGAACAAAGCAGCACAAUGGUAAAAUAUCAAGAGAGUAUGGCUCACCUAGGUGAAAGAAGAUGGACUCACGUGUUCCCUUUUCUGGUGGUUUCCCUGGUGUACUCCGCCAGCGCCGAAUACUCCAACUGCGGUGAGAAUGAAUACUACAAUCAGACCACUGGCAUGUGCCACGACUGCCCGAAGUGUGAGCCGGGUGAAGAGCCUUACAUGACAUGUGGAUAUGGCACCAAAGAUGAGGACUAUGGCUGCAUCCCCUGCCCUUCAGAGAAGUUUUCCAGAGGAGGUUACCAGAUAUGCAGGCGGCACAAAGACUGCGAGGGAUUUUUUCGAGCCACAGUACUGACACCUGGCGAUCAGGAGAAUGAUGCAGAAUGUGGGCCAUGUCUUCCAGGUUACUACAUGCUGGAAAACAGACCUCGCAACAUAUACGGGAUGGUUUGCUACUCAUGCUUGUUGGCGCCUCCUAACACCAAGGAAUGUACAGGGGCUACCUCUGGCAUUUCAGCUAUUUUCCCAAGUACCUCUGGCACAAGCACUUUCUCACCUUACCAGCACGCUCACAAAGCAGAUCUUUCAGGACAAGGACAUCUGGCUACAGCUCUUAUAAUUGCCAUGUCUACUAUCUUCAUAAUGGCUAUUGCCAUUGUCCUCAUCAUCAUGUUUUACAUUGUGAAAACAAAACCUUCUGCUCAAGCCUGUUGCAAGAGCCACUCAGUGAAAAAUGUUGAAGCUCAGCCUAACACACAAGAAGAGAAGAAAGAAGUGCAAGAUAACGUUGUGAUAUUUUCUGAGAAAGAAGAGUUUGAAAAACUUACAGCAACUCCAGCUAAGGCUGUUAAAAGUGAAAAUGAUGCAUCUUCUGAGAAUGAACGACUUUUAAGUCGUAGUAUGGAUAGCGAUGAAGAGGCAGCAGUUGACAAGCAAGGGACUCCAGAGAGAUGCUUAUUAUCUUUAGUACAUUUGGCCAGAGAUAAAUCUUCUACAAACAAUAAAUCAACUGGGAUUCAAAGUCGAAGGAAAAAGAUACUUGAUGUGUAUGCUAACGUCUGCGACGUUGCAGAAGGUCUGAGCCCUACAGAGCUGCCAUUUGAUUGCCUGGAGAAGACCAGCCGAAUGCUCAGCUCAACCUACAACACAGAAAAAGCCAUAGUGAAAACGUGGCGCCACCUUGCUGAGAGCUUUGGACUGAAGAGGGAUGAGAUAGGUGGUAUGACAGAUGGCAUGCAGCUAUUUGAUCGCAUCAGCACAGCAGGCUACAGCAUUCCAGAACUGCUAACCAAACUGGUGCAAAUCGAGCGGUUGGAUGCUGUCGAAUCCUUGUGUGCAGAUAUUUUGGAGUGGGCACAAGCAAUGCCUGCUCCUGAACCAGCAGGGACAUCCUGACACGCCUGCCUGGGACGCAUGUUUUCACAUCACUUACGGCAACCGUGAUUCCAGCAAGUACCACAUCAAAGACUUUAGACAAAAGACCAUUGAUGUUUCUGCUACGUAAUUGCUUCUGUGAUACCCAACGAGAAGCUCUUCUCUUUAUCUUCUAGAAAAAAUGAAGUUACCUACUAAAAGAAGAGCAGAAAUCUCCCAAGAAGCUUGGUAUGAAACAUGUCAUUAAACAAAAUGGUCAUGUUAAACAGUUACUGAUAAUAUGUGGACAGAGAAGCAUCUGUUUUGCAGUCUGUGUAUGAGUAUAUGUGCAGGUAACUCUGCUGGUACCUUUCUUGCCUGGCCUUCAAGAAAGCCACUGGAUUACUCUCUGAAAAUAUUCCUCUCUCUUAGGGAUUUGUUCAAUGUUUUAGUAUCUACGGUCAAAAGCAGUACCACAGCCACAGUAUCAAUUAAUACACAUUAGGCAUGCACAUUUCUCUCGGCUCUAACACGUUUAGUAUGUAACCAGUUUCAUUUUCUGUAGUUACUAUGGUUUUGUUGAAUCUGGAAGUAUGUGCAUAUGUAUAUAUACACAGUCCUCAGAUUAUCUAACUACACUAUAUGAAAAAGAGCCAGCAUAAUUUGCAGAUUGAAGUGCUUCAAAACGCUGUUCAUAAUGCAUCUAAAUGCACCCUUGGUCCAUACUGACAUUUCAGAAACUGUAAAUUCAAACUACUGGCAUGCAGAGGACAAGCUUGGUAGCAAAACAACCUGGUUUGGGGGUAGCAAAAGGUGGCGGUCACUCAUUGUAAGUUGAGCGCAACAAGUUCUUUUCUUUACUGUGACAAAAAUGAAGCAAAAAAUAUCCAGCUUGUCCAUUACCAUGAAAAAACGCAUUUUUCCAGUAGUGACAUCUCUAUAUCAGCUUAUAUUCCACGCAGAGGAAUUUCAGACUACAGUGGUGUAUGUUUGACACUAAGGACAAAAAGAGUAGAUCUCUUUAGAGCCACUUGAAGUGGGUUUUAAAUGCUAUAAUCUUGUAAAUGUAGACCAUGAACAUGAACACAGAUCCAUAGGUGAAAACCAACUCCUCUGGAAAGUAAAGCAUUAUUGUGAGUUUGUGUACAACAAAACCUGACUUUAUUCUUUUUAGCUAAUCUCUGAUUUUCACAGUUAAAAGUUCUCUAAAACUUGUUCAGACCAGAAAUCGGUAGCUGUUACCAAAUCUAUUUGCUUAAUUUAUAGCUAAAAUAAGUGAUGACAAAUUUCAACAAGUACAAGCAGUAAAUUAAGAGAUGUGUCAGUUAGAAAGCAAACUUUUUAAACCCCAAAAUGCACGACUGAACAAAAUGCUAUAAAAUAUUAACUAUAAUCCUGAAGAUAACAACCAGUAUUCCAUCUCUUAAUAACAAGAUCUUAUCUAUGAUAGUAUCUUAAUUGUGCAGAAUAUAUAGUAUCACCUUUAAACAUCUACAUUUACUAUCUUUUCAGUACAUAAUUUGUAUAGCUGAGGAAGUACAUACUGAACGUAAAACCUAAACCUAUCCUACUCGUUAUUCUUCUUCCACCAUUUCUUUCAUGUCAUAACACACUCUUCAUUAAUUUGCAUAUGCCAAAUUUGAUGAGAAUUUUGACUUUUCUUUAAAUGGAAGCAGCAAGCUGCGUUUAUUUGAAUAUUUAGUGAGAUAAUCAGUGUUUACUGUAGAGGUGCAAUUCUUACUGUCUUGAAAUCAAUGACAAAUUAAUGCAGAUUUCGACGGGCUUCAAUAAGAUUUCUAGAUUUCCUGACAACUUGGCAAUCUUCAAGAUUUUCAAGACCCUGAAUUUACAGUUUAGGAACAGUGCUACUAAAAUGAAAGAAAGGGAAAGCAAAAAAAAAAAAAAAAAAAAAAAGGGAAUAUUCUAUUUUUUUUUUCUUGUGCCAGUGUGUAACUACAGUGUUAUUCAGUAGACAGUCUCCUGUAUUUUGUUUCAUUUGAUAGUACACACCAUUUAUUUGUGAAAAGAGAUACAGGAGUCCUCUUUUUUAUGCUUUUUUGGGCCUUGAAAAGUUAGGGUCUUCAAAGUAAUGGUGCCAAUGUGAACACAGACUAUUUAACGUUAUUUUAUUUAGUAUACAAUAUUUUUAUUGUUACACAAAAGAUGUACAGGAAUUAAAAGAAACUUCCCGUAGAUCUUGCCAAAAUUUACUUUCUAAUAAUUUUGUUUAAUGCUGUAUAUAUAACUUAUUAUAUUGUAAAAUAUGAACAUAAAAUAUGCUAAUAAAAGAAAGAGAUCAAA